Molecule: messenger RNA, 5587 nt
Organism: Gambusia affinis (western mosquitofish)
Lineage: Eukaryota; Metazoa; Chordata; Actinopteri; Cyprinodontiformes; Poeciliidae
Gene: arhgef10
Product: Rho guanine nucleotide exchange factor (GEF) 10
Exons: 23
Coding region: 264-3719 (1151 amino acids)
Biological process (GO): mitotic spindle assembly; actin cytoskeleton organization; positive regulation of stress fiber assembly
Cellular component (GO): centrosome
Molecular function (GO): guanyl-nucleotide exchange factor activity; protein binding
Source: RefSeq, a predicted model, not a curated record
UGACUGGAGGUAAAGAGGUUUCAUGGAUAGAAUAAUCUGCUAACAUCGGGAAGAGCCGAAAAGAGGGUUGAAAAGUGGAUGUGUUGAUGCGAGACAAAUUGUUUUACAGACAGUAAUGUGUUCAGCUUAAAGCUUUUCUGUAAUAUCGUGGAGCUGUACGGGAAUUGGAUUAUGGGAACGCAAUAAAAUGGAAUGUCUGCUGGCAUAGUUAAAGACCAGCUUUCUGGUGUUUGUGGAACUUGUCCAGGAGAAGAGAAUCAACCAUGGACGUGGAUGAGUUUCCUCCCCCACCUCCUGAAAUGCUAGCAGACAAUGUCCCAUUUGAUGAUGAAGAUGAAGGAGAACCUUUCGACUUUGACAGUGGUGAUGACAUCCCUGAGGCGCCUCCAGCGCCUCCCUGCCUCCCCAGUGAGGAUUCCAGCCAGGCAAACUCUGUGACCGGUCAUCCUGAGGGCUCUUACAGCAUCCUGGGCCCUCCAGCACAGUUCUCCAACUCGGCACCAACAUCAGAGUACGCUGUAGUUGCCACAAGCAAACCCUCCUCUGCAGGCUGUGAAACAACAGAAACUGAAGAGACAUCUGUUGCUGAGGGAACUAAUGACAGGGAAGAGGAUUUACCACCACUACCGUCUCCACCUCCUCCUGUUGGUUAUGGCAUACAGGCAGAUCCCAGAAGCACAGACACUGACGUGGAGAGUGCAUCUCUGAAUGACCCACACCCUCCACAGGGUUUGCCCGGGACUUCUUCUCAGAGUAAAGUCAACCCUUACUCUGUGAUUGAUAUCACUCCCAUUCAGCUGCAGCAAGAGCAGCAACACAGACCCUCCUCUUCCACUUCCUCACCAAGGGAGUCGAAAGUACGAGAGGAAGAGGGCCAGGAUAUCCACACCAGCUCGUCCAGCAUUACUUCAGGAUACUCUGUGCCUGUGCCAUGUGGCUAUGCGACACCCUCUGGUGUACCGCUCAUCAUACCUGCCUACACCACACCCGUCAUCAUCCGACAUCUCUCCGUGGAUGAAGAUGUGACAGUAGUCGGGACCAGCAACACCUCUGCUGACAGUGUUUUCAGUGAAGAGUAUCCGGCUAUUGCAGAGGAAAAUGCUUUGGCUAAAUGGGCAUCAGAUCCUGCAAACACUGCUUGGAUGGAAAAUCCAGAUGAGGUGAUCUACGAUGAUGUCCCCAGAGAAAAUUCAGACUCUAACACAGAUCCAGAUGAGAUGAUCUAUGAUGAUGUGGAGCUCGGCGAGGAGGGCGGCUGCAGCAGCUCCCUCGAUAACGGCUGGAGCUCGAGUGAGUUUGAAAGCUACGACGAGGCGAGCGACGGGGAGGGUCGUCCUGAGAAUGGCCUGCCCCACGCAUUCAUGAGAGGAAAGCCACCACAGAGGAAAAUGCAUCUUUCUCAAGAUCUGACACGCUUGAAAGAACACUAUGAGAAAAAGAUGAAAGAGCUAAUGGCAAGUACAGUGGGAACUGUAGAGCUGCAGCAGUUAAAACAGAAACACGAGCAAAAGAGAAAGUUAGCUUGCUUUGAGGAUGAGUCUGAGAUCUUCAUUGAGGUGGACUGCUUCAAUGUUGAGCCUGUGCUUCCACCAGCUCCAGGAAACAAUGGCUGGAGAAUCAUCAAAACAAAAGAACGACGUCUCUUUCUGCUAAAUGAUGUCCUGAUGUGUGCCACACCCAAUAUCCGAUGCCAGGAUGGCAGUGGGAGUGGCAGUGGAAAUGCUCCACUUGACCAGAAGUUUCUCCUGAAGUGGAGUGUACCUUUAAACUUUGUAGAAGUGCUGGAGUUUGGAUCCAGUGAGGAAAUGGUCGAUAAUAGCCGAUACCCUGCUCCUCACUCUGGGGAGAAGGUGGUGAUCAACGCUAAGCCAAACAAACUUUACAUGGGCCCUGGUCAGCUGUACCAAGACCUGCAGAACCUAAUACAUGACCUUAGUUUGGUCAACCAGAUAGCUGGUAUGAUUGGCAGCCUCAAAGGGAACUAUCAGUCAGGUCUCCAGAGGCUAAUAUUGAAGAAGGAAGAAGAGAUCAGGGCAGCUGACCGGUGCAGGAUUCAGCUCCAGCUGCCUCAAACCAAGGCCGGUAAGCUCACAUACUUCAGUGCGGUGUUUAAUACACUCAGCCCAGCCAUCAAACAGUCAUGGAUCAGUAACCUGCAGAUGGCAAAGUUGGCUCUAGAGGAGGACAACCUGCAGGGCUGGUUCUUUGCAGAUGAUGACGGUAAUCAUAUCAAGAAGCAGAAACACCCCCUCUUGCUUCAACAGAUGCCUGUGGUAAUGUCAAAACUGCAAGAGUUCAAGGUGGAAUGUGCUGUUCACAACCCAGAGCCAUACAUAAACACAGAAAGCACAGCCGACUCUCCUGUAGUUGGCCAUGGAUGUGUCUGGGUUGCAAGUUGCACCAACCAGAUGGGUCAAAUUGCUAUAGUGGCCAUGCAGAACUCCAGCCCUAAAGUGACGGAGUGUUUCAAUGUGGAGUCCCGAAUCCUUUGCAUGGCUUAUGUCCCAACAGAGCAACUUAAGGAGGACGGUGAAAAGCUUUCAGAAAGCAAUUUCGCUCCCCCUGCAAAGGCCAGUGAUACCCCCACUGUCUGCUUAGGCAUGGAGGAGGGCAGUAUCAUUGUGUAUAAGAGCACCCAGCGGUCCAAGAAAAUACGUCUGCAACAUUUCUUCACCCCAGACAAGUCCACAGUCACCAGCCUGGUCUAUAAAAAACCCUGUCUGUAUGCUGGCCUGGUUAGUGGUGCCGUCGCCAUUUACUCCAGAUCACAAGAUGGUUCUUGGAGUUGUGAGAAGCCCAAGUUACUGAAACUUGGAGUCCUUCCAGUUAAGGCCGUACUGGCUGUAGAGGAUCACCUCUGGGCCUCUUCAGGUGGACAGGUUUUCAUCAUCAGCACACACACACACUGUGUGGAGAGGCAGCUGGAGGCCCACCAGGAAGAGGGCAUGGUGGUGUCUCACAUGGUGGUGGCCGGAGUGGGCAUUUGGAUCGGAUUCAGCUCCGGUUCAACUGUACGCCUCUUCCACACUGAGACCUUGGAACACCUGCAGGACAUAAACAUCGCCACAACCGUCAACAAUAUCCUGCCUGGAAACCAGAGAGUCUCUGUGAGCAGUCUGCUGGUUUGCCAUGGUUUGUUACUAGUAGGAACCAACUUGGGAGUGACUGUGGCGCUUUCUGUCCCCAGACUACAAGGAAUCCCCAAAGUAACAGGACGAGGAAUGGUGUCAUUACAUGCACACAAUGGGCCCGUCAAGUUCCUCACCAUGGCUACGGCGGUGCGUAACUGGUCGUCUAGCCUGCCAUCUUCCACUCCUUCCUCCUCACUCCAACAGAUAGAGUCUGUGGACGCAGACAGCACCCAGCCCGUGUCAGACACAGCCUCCAGUCCUCCUCAGGGACGGGGUGUGUGGCUGGGAGAGGCAGGCUGUACCACCAUGGCUCUUCAGGACUCUCUGUCCUCUUCUUCCUGUGGUUCCUUAGCUCCCUCCCAAGUUUCCCUGGAGCAUGGCCCAGAGGACGGGGCGUUGUACGACUUACUUCAUGACCCCGCCCAUCACCAAAGGGGGCGCCGCUCCAGCAAGAUGGAUGUCAGCUCUCUGCUAGUUGUGUCUGGAGGCCUGGGCCACCGUAGAGUCAACAAAAAGACCAAACAGUCUCGCCAUGAGGACAACACCUCCACCAUCAUGAUCUGGCAAAUACCAUUGCUGAACAUGUGACACCAAAACCCCAAUGAUGUUAGUCUAAAUACCUGAAAGCUUCACAAAAUCUUUCUCAUAUUUUCUUUUUAUGUUUUUGUUCUUUUUCAUGUUGAACCAAAUUAUCUGCAUAAGGUCCUCCAGUGAUGUCUACUAACAUUUCACCAAGUAUUUUGGAUCAAUCACACCAACUUAAUGGCCUAUUUUAUACCAAAAUGUGUACCUUCUGCUAUAUUACCAAGAUAUUUCAGCCUUGUAAAUGGGUUCUUAGUCAAAUCACUUAAUCACUUAUGCAAACAACUCCUACAAAUGGGUCAAAAAAUCUACUGUGCCUCGCAACAGUAUGUAUACCCCUGAAACUUUUUUCACAUGUUGCCACUUAAAAACCACACACUUCAAUGUAUUUAAUUGAAUUACUUGACAAUAGACCAACACAAAGUAUGGGGAUUCAACAUCUUUCAUUAAUGAAAUUCUCUUCAGUUACAGCUGCAAGUCUCUAGUGGUUCAAACCUGCCAGUUUUUAACAUCUAGAGACUGGAACUUAUCAGUUUUUAUUUGCAAAGAAGUUCAAGCUCUGUCUGAUUGGAAGGUAAUUGGAAAGUGCAAAUCUGUGAUUUGCACUUUCCAAUUCUUGACACAGUUUGGAGAAUUUUUUUGAGUCUGCCUUUUAUUAUGUCAUUCUAGUACAUAAAUGUCCUAAUCAAUUUAAGCCAUUUCAUUAUAGCUCUGACUCCAUGUUUAGGUUCAUUGUCCUGCUGGAAGGUGAACCUUUGUGCCACUUUUAAGUAUUUUGCUCUGUGUAUUUAGUCUGAUGCACAGAGUCGGUUUUUGCCUCCUCAUAUACUUUGGUGGGAUGGAAGGUUAGGUUUUGGUGCGUGCCUUACAGAUUGUUGCAAACUGUAGAGGGUACUUUUUAUGGUUUUCCUGCAAUAAUGGUUUUCUAGCUUCUUAUCGCUUUUCCAGAACGGUAACAUUUGUGAAGUUCGCUACUAACAGUUCUAUCAACAGUUUAUCUCAUUGAGUUCUGGAUCACUGCACCUCCUCCAGAGACGAUUUUGGUUGAAGGCAAUGUCUUGCUAAAUUUGCUGCUGUGCCUCACUCUUUCCAUCUUUGAAUGAUGGACUGAGCAGUUUGAGUAAAAGACGAUGAAGUUAGUGGUUGUAAUAAGACAAAAUGUGGAAAAAGUACAAGUACAAUACUUCUGCAAGGCACUGCACUGUAUAAAACGGAAAUUAUCUUGGAAAAAACCUGAAAAGUCUCUAAUUUUAUAUUGUGUUUGUUGUUUAUCUGUAAUGUGGCUAAGUCGUGUUAAUUUUCUCGGGUGUGUGGGCUAGACUGCAGUAUUUAAAUCAGUGUUGAAAGGUAAGGGUUAAGUAAUGACUGGGGCUGGGAGGGUAUGCAAGGUAAGAGCAGAGCUUUGAAAGCCUCAGCAUGGAUUAUCAUCAGGAUCAGAGUUGUAAAUCUGAAGUGUAAUGAAUCAGGAUUAGGUGUAUGAGCUGAGAGUACUUUGACUUUUCUGUAAAGGGAUUUAUACAAAUAAGCAAAGUUCUGAUGGUUGAAUUUUUAUAAGAAGGCAUCUGAGCAUCCCUGGCGGGCCAGGUUUCUGUUCACAGAGGACAUGUUAUUACCAAGAAGGUUUCUCUUUUUUUCUGCCAUAAUGCAUGUUUGUUUCCCAUAUAUUUAAAAAAUUAUAAAAGGAUUUAUACUUUGAAAACACUUGUAUGUACCUAUGUAUAUUAACAGUUCUAUAAACAGUGUUUUAUUAAGCAAACUUUGGUGCUUUUCUGAAGUUGUCUUUAAACAGCUUUGAGAAUAUCCCUCCAUUAUGCACUGUAAUAAUACAUUUUGUUUGCAUUCAUUCUUGUUAAAACGUGAGGAGUGUUGGCAAG